Messenger RNA from Eutrema salsugineum, 1221 nucleotides. RefSeq lists its product as uncharacterized. The transcript has a single exon. The record is from RefSeq and is a predicted model, not a curated record. Bases 1 to 1221 code for a protein of 406 amino acids. NCBI's taxonomy places the organism in Eukaryota, Viridiplantae, Streptophyta, Magnoliopsida, Brassicales, Brassicaceae.
AUGGCUUCUUCUUCCCAAAAUCCCUUUGAUGAAACUUAUGAUCAGAUUUAUGAUCAGUUUUACGAAGACACAUUCCAAAACCUCAUAAUUGAUUUAGCUGAUCAAGCAGAGGCAACCUCAUCCAAGAAGAAAAGAGCUUUCAUAGAAAGAAACCGAGAGGAAGGCCAUAUAAGAUUGUGGAAUGAUUACUUCAGCGAAAACGCAAUUUACCCCGAUCACCUUUUCCGGCGACGUUUUAGGAUGAACAAGGCAUUGUUUUUGCGUAUUGUUCAUCGGCUCUCCAACGAAGUCACUUUCUUUAAACAGAAGCAAGAUGCUCGGGGUAGACUUGGUCUAUCGGCACUUCAGAAGUGUACAGCCGCAAUUCGUCUAUUAGCUUAUGGCACGGCACUUGAUACCGUUGACGAAUACCUACGUCUUGGUGCAAGUACAGCCCGUUCAUGUCUGGAAAAUUUUGUUGACGGAAUUAUAAAUCUCUUUGGCGACGAGUACCUCAGAAGACCCACAGCAGACGAUCUUCAACGUCUACUUUAUAUGGGAGAGGAGCGCGGAUUUCCCGGGAUGAUAGGAAGCAUUGACUGUAUGCACUGGGAGUGGAAGAAUUGUCCAACCGCUUGGAAAGGCCAGUAUACACGAGGUUCUGGGAAACCCACAAUAGUCUUAGAAGCGGUCGCUUCAUACGAUCUCUGGAUUUGGCAUGCCUUUUUCGGACCGCCAGGUACCCUAAAUGAUAUAAACGUUUUGGAUCGGUCACCCGUUUUUGAUGACAUUAUAAAUGGUCAAGCUCCGAGAGUUAAUUUUUUUGUCAAUGGAACGGAGUACAAUUUGGCGUACUAUCUGACAGAUGGUAUAUAUCCUAAAUGGGCAGCUUUUGUCCAAUCUAUACCUAAACCACAAGGUCCAAAAGCAUGUUUAUUUGCUGAACGCCAAGAAUCUGCCCGUAAAGAUGUCGAGAGGGCUUUUGGAGUUUUGCAAGCUCGUUUCGCCAUUGUCAAAAAUCCGGCUUUUUUUUGGGAUAAAGAAAAACUUGGAAAGAUUAUGAGAGCUUGUAUCAUACUCCACAAUAUGAUAGUUGAAGACGAACGAGAAGGAUACCGACACUUUAAUGUUCAAGAAUUCCAACAAGGAGAAGGAGGCGGAAGUUCUAAUGUGGAUUACUCGUACUCCACAAACAUGGCAACAAAUAUUAUAAAUAUGAUGGAUACCCGAAGAAAAAUUUGA